This is a messenger RNA of Theobroma umbraticum, 1353 nucleotides long. Its product is annotated as small ribosomal subunit protein RACK1. NCBI's taxonomy places the organism in Eukaryota, Viridiplantae, Streptophyta, Magnoliopsida, Malvales, Malvaceae. Gene Ontology annotation, molecular function: ribosome binding; protein binding; translation regulator activity. The record is from RefSeq and is a predicted model, not a curated record.
UCAGUUUCGUUUCUCAAACUCUUCCUUGGCCUCUGAUUUUCCCUUGAAAAACCCUAGAAGCCGCCCCGCUCCCUAACGCCAAAAGAAAAUGGCCGUCUCCGAAGCAUUGGUACUCCGCGGCACCAUGCGAGCCCACACCGACAUGGUGACAGCCAUCGCCAGCCCCAUCGACAACUCCGACAUGAUCGUCACUUCCUCUCGCGACAAAUCCAUCAUCCUUUGGCAGUUAACCAAAGACGAAAAGACCUACGGUGUCCCACGCCGUCGUCUUACCGGCCACUCUCAUUUCGUCCAAGAUGUUGUCCUCUCAUCCGAUUCCCAGUUCGCUCUCUCCGGUUCCUGGGACGGUGAGCUUCGUCUUUGGGACUUAAACGCCGGAACCUCCGCUCGUCGAUUCGUCGGCCACACCAAAGAUGUGCUCUCCGUUGCCUUUUCCAUUGACAACCGUCAGAUCGUCUCGGCUUCUCGUGAUCGAACUAUCAAGCUUUGGAAUACCCUUGGAGAAUGCAAAUACACAAUCCAAGACGGCGAUGCUCAUACCGAUUGGGUGAGCUGUGUUCGUUUCAGCCCGAAUACUCUCCAACCCACCAUCGUUUCGGCUUCAUGGGAUAAGACCGUGAAAGUUUGGAACCUGACCAACUGUAAGAUUCGUAACACAUUGACCGGACACUCCGGUUAUGUGAACACGGUGGCGGUUUCGCCUGAUGGGUCUUUGUGUGCCAGUGGAGGAAAAGAUGGAGUGAUUCUGUUGUGGGAUUUGGCCGAAGGAAAGAAGCUUUACAGUCUUGAUGCGGGUGCGGUCAUUCACUCGCUUUGCUUUAGUCCCAACAGGUACUGGCUUUGCGCUGCCACGGAGCAGAGUAUCAAGAUCUGGGAUCUGGAGAGCAAGAGCAUUGUGGAGGACUUGAAGGUUGAUCUCAAGGCUGAGGCUGAGAAGUCUGAUGUCACCGACACAGCAAACAAGAAGAAGAUCAUAUACUGCACAAGCUUGAACUGGAGUGCUGAUGGAAGCACCUUGUUUAGCGGGUAUACAGAUGGUGUAAUCAGAGUUUGGGGAAUUGGUCGUUUCUAGAUGCUUUGAGUAAUCAGAAUAUCAACUUAUCGCCACAGAUUAGUUGCUCUCUUGUAGGAGUUCCAAGCCUUUUUAAGAUUUUGUUUAAAAUGUUGAAGGAUCUUUGGGUUGUUCUUCCUUUUUUUUUUUUUAAUGUUUGGAUACUGCUAGGCUUUGAGGCCUAGACUAUUUUGGUUUGGUUAUUAAGUUAGAUAUUAAAUUAUUGACAUUAGUUGUUUUACAAUGUGGUUUGUGGCUAAAUAUUCGAGUUUGAAUUAACUCAAAAGGUUAUUGAGAAAGGA